GAGACAGUAUGAAGCUGAAGAAGCAGGUGACAGUGUGCGGGGCUGCUAUCUUCUGUGUAGCAGUCUUCUCACUCUACCUCAUGCUGGACCGAGUGCAGCAUGAUCCUGCCAGGCACCAGAAUGGUGGGAACUUUCCCAGAAGCCAAAUUUCGGUGCUGCAGAACCGUAUUGAACAGCUGGAGCAGCUGUUGGAGGAAAACCAUGAGAUCAUCAGCCACAUCAAGGACUCAGUGCUGGAGUUGACAGCCAACGCAGAGGGCCCGCCAGCCCUGCUGCCCUACCAUACAGCCAAUGGUUCCUGGGCUGUGCUUCCAGAGCCUCGUCCCAGCUUCUUCUCCAUCUCCCCCCAGGACUGCCAGUUUGCUUUGGGGGUUCGGGGCCAGAAGCCAGAGCUACAGAUGUUAACUGUGUCUGAGGACUUGCCAUUUGACAACGUGGAGGGCGGUGUGUGGAGGCAAGGCUUUGACAUCACCUACAGUCCAAACGACUGGGAUACUGAAGACCUGCAGGUGUUUGUGGUACCUCACUCUCACAAUGAUCCAGGCUGGAUCAAAACCUUUGACAAGUACUACAUGGAACAGACCCAACACAUUCUCAACAGCAUGGUGUCUAAGCUGCAGGAAGACCCCCAGCGGCGCUUCCUCUGGGCAGAAGUCUCUUUCUUUGCCAAGUGGUGGGGCAACAUUGAUGCCCAAAAGAGAUCAGCAGUACGAAGGCUGGUAGGAAAUGGGCAGUUGGAGAUUGCAACAGGGGGCUGGGUGAUGCCGGAUGAGGCCAAUUCCCACUACUUUGCAUUGAUCGACCAGCUCAUUGAGGGACACCAGUGGCUGGAGAGAAACCUGGGUGCAACUCCACGCUCAGGCUGGGCAGUGGACCCCUUUGGACAUAGUUCCACCAUGCCUUACCUGCUGCGCCGUGCCAACUUGACCAGCAUGCUGAUUCAGAGGGUGCAUUAUGCCAUCAAGAAGCACUUUGCUGCCACCCGCAGCCUAGAGUUCAUGUGGAGGCAGACGUGGGAUACGGACUCCAGCACAGACAUCUUUUGCCACAUGAUGCCCUUCUACAGCUACGAUGUUCCACACACCUGUGGCCCUGAUCCCAAGAUCUGUUGCCAGUUUGAUUUCAAACGCCUGCCUGGUGGGCGCAUCAACUGCCCUUGGAAGGUGCCCCCCCAGGCCAUCACAGAGGCCAACGUGGCAGACAGGGCAGCCCUACUCCUGGACCAGUACCGGAAGAAGUCCCGGUUGUUCCGAAGCAAUGUCCUCCUGGUGCCCCUGGGUGAUGACUUCCGAUAUGACAAGCCCCAGGAGUGGGAUGCCCAGUUCUUCAACUACCAGCGGCUCUUUGACUUCCUCAACAGCAAGCCUGAACUCCAUGUGCAGGCCCAGUUUGGAACCCUCUCUGAGUAUUUUGAUGCUCUGUAUAAGAGAACAGGAGUGGAACCUGGUGCCCAGCCUCUGGGGUUUCCUGUGCUGAGCGGGGAUUUCUUCUCCUAUGCGGAUCGGGAGGACCAUUACUGGACAGGCUAUUAUACUUCCCGGCCUUUCUAUAAGAGUUUCGACCGAGUUCUAGAAGCCCACCUGCGUGGGGCAGAAGUUCUAUACAGCCUGGCUGUGGCUCAUGCCCGCCGCUCUGGACUGGCUGGUCAGUACCCACUGUCUGAUUUUGCCCUUCUGAUGGAAGCUCGGCGCACCCUGGGGCUUUUUCAGCACCAUGAUGCCAUCACCGGAACUGCCAAGGAGGCAGUUGUAGUGGACUAUGGGGUCAGGCUGCUACGUUCUCUGGUCAGCCUGAAGCAGGUCAUCAUCAAUGCUGCUCACUAUCUGGUGCUGGGGAACAAGGAGACCUACCACUUUGACCCUCAGGCACCCUUUCUCCAAAUGGAUGACAGCCGCUUAAGUCAUGAUUCCCUGCCAGAGCGCACAGUGAUCCAGCUGGAUUCCUCACCCAGGUUUGUGGUGCUAUUUAACCCACUGGAACAAGAGCGGCUCAGUGUGGUAUCCGUGCUGGUCAACUCGCCACAGGUGCAUGUCCUUUCAGAGGAGGGUCAGCCCCUGUCUGUUCAGAUCAGUGCACACUGGAGCUCUGCCACUGACAUGGUCCCUGAUGUUUACCAGGUGUCUAUACCCAUCCGCCUACCAGCCCUGGGCCUGGGUGUGCUGCAGCUACAGCAAGGCCUGGAUGGACCCUACACACUACCCUCCUCUGUUCGCAUCUACCCAAAUGGCCUGAAACCGUCCAUUAGCAGGCACACAGUGUUCCCUGUCCGUAUCAUGGACUCUAGCACCAGCGACUUUGCCAUCAGCAACCACUACAUGCAGGUCUGGUUCUCCGGCCGUACUGGGCUCCUCAAGAGCAUCCGAAGGGUGGAUGAGGAGCAAGAACAACAGGUGGACAUGAGGUUCCUCAUCUAUGGCACCCGCAUGUCCAAAGAUAAGAGUGGCGCUUACCUCUUCCUGCCUGAUGGAAAGGCCAAGCCCUAUGUUCCCAAGAAACCACCUGUGCUGCGUGUCACCGAAGGUCCUUUUUUCUCAGAGGUGGUUGCAUAUUAUGAGCACUUUCACCAAGUAGUCCGGCUUUAUAACCUGCCAGGGGUAGAGGGACUGUCUCUGGACAUGUCAUUCCUGGUGGACAUCCGGGACUACGUGAAUAAAGAGCUGGCCCUCCGCAUCCACACGGACAUCGAUAGCCAAGCCACCUUCUUUACAGACCUCAAUGGCUUUCAGGUGCAGCCCCGGCGAUAUCUAAAGAAACUGCCCCUGCAAGCCAACUUCUACCCCAUGCCAGUCAUGGCCUACAUCCAAGACACGCAGAAGCGUCUCACGCUACACACUGCUCAGGCUCUGGGUGUCUCCAGCCUCAGUGAUGGCCAGCUGGAAGUGAUCCUGGACCGACGGCUAAUGCAGGAUGACAACCGGGGUCUAGGCCAAGGGCUCAAGGACAACAAGAUCACCUGCAACCGCUUCCGCCUCCUGUUAGAACGGCGAACCAUGGGCAGUGAGGUUCAAGAUGACCACUCUACCAGCUACCCGUCCCUCCUCAGCCACCUGACCUCCAUGUACCUCAACACACCUCUACUAGCUCUACCGGUGGCCACGAGGCAGCUCCCAGGCCCUGCUUUGCGCUCCUUUCACCCCCUGGCUUCUACUCUGCCCUGUGACUUCCACCUGGUCAACCUACGCACGCUCUCAGCCGAGGAGGACAACAUGCCCUCAGCUGAUGCCGCACUCAUCUUACACCGCAAAGGUUUUGACUGUGGUCUUGAAGCCAAGAACUUGGGCUUUAACUGCACCACAAGCCAAGGCAAGGUGUCCCUCGGGAGCCUCUUUUACCACCUGGAUGUGGGAUUCCUACAGCCAACCUCCUUGACUUUGCUGUACCCUUUGGCCUCUCCCUCCAAUAGCACUGACAUCUAUUUGGAUCCCAUGGAGAUUGCCACAUUUCGCCUCCGUUUGGGUUAGAUUAAGGCGUCUUGUGGCCUGAAGAGAAAGUUCAUCCAUGGAGACUUAACACCAAGAUUGGGUUGGCAAGCCACACUAGGUAUCCUGUCCUGAUUACCUCUCAGAACUGUAACAGACUGGGCUCUACCCUCAUUUUGUUUAUUGCUGCUUCUGUGAUUGGGACAACCCAUAUAUCCAGUGGUGGGCAGGUAGGGCAGACGCCAGUGAGACAAAGGAGAGGAGGCUCUUGAUGAGGGUGGGUGAUGCCAGACUUUCCUUUGGGUUGUAAGUGAGAGCUCAGCCAGGCACAGGCUCAAGCUCCAAUCCUUUUCCCAAAAUGGGAUGUAGGAGGAGUUGGGGCAAACAGAAGUGGUCAGGGAAGCUGAGGGUAAUAGCCCAGUGUCGCAUGACUGCAGGCAGGAGCUAGCUCUAGGGGAAUCCUGUGGUGAUGUAGAGCCCACGUGUCCUGUCAUGAGGCACAGGAGCAGAAUGAUUCUAGGAGGAGCAAGAUAGGGACCCACUGUUAGCAGCGGGGGAGAAGAGUGAAGGAAUCCCCUUUUCCUAAGACCCUGCAGGCUUUUUCUGUAAUGGCUCCACUCCAAAUGCCACUGGGCUUGCAUGCCCUGUCUAGGGGCUUCAGGGUGGCAGGAAGGACUUGUGUGACACUAUCAGGGCCAAAGGUCACAGAGCACUUCAGAUUUCCAGAUCAUUCUAAACUGGUCAUUUGGUGGUGUAUGGAUUUGUGGCCGGGGUAGAGGGUGUUUUCUACCCUACCUGCUUUGUUCCUUUAUUUCACACACCACUCUUCCCAUGAGCUCCUAUCAUGGGUAGGUGUAUCCUGGCAAACUUCCUUUCCCUAGAAAGAAAACAGAGCCUCCGAGACCUCUGUGCCUGGGCAGCUUGGGAAGACAUUCAGUGCUAGUCCAGUAUUCAGACUAAGAAGCUUCAUCUUCAGUCUGUCAACAGAAGUUUUCCCUUCCUGGCAUGUGAGACAAGGAAGAUGGAAACUAAAUUAGGAGGCAGUAUGUGGCCGUCAGCCUCAUUUUGGCUUCAAUUAAUAGAGAAUGUGUCUCUACAGAUGAUGAAGAGAUAUUUUAAAAAUUAAGCACCAUCCCUUAUUAAAACUUAGUAAGCAAAUAUUAGAAAAAAACCCAUAAUGUAGAUAAAGGUCUUUAUCAUUGAUAAUUAAAGGCACCCUAAGGAAUCAGACAGCACAGGCAUUCUCAGGAGAGUCAGAAACUAGCCAGGGGCAUGCUAUUAUUUAGCAAUGUCCUGGUAUCACCAGCCCCUAUGAUAAGGCAGAGGAAGGAGACAAGGAAGAAUUGGAAUUCUCACUGUAAACCAUAAACUGCCUACCUGUAAAAUCUGUCAACUGGAAACCCAGCAAGGCAUGCUGUGAGUUGCCCCAGUAACUACACUUUCCUGUAAAGACUGGUUCUUCCUGGAUCAGCCCAUAAAUUCCAGCAAGAUUGGAUACUUUUUAGAAUUCAGCAGGUUCUGAAGUUGGUUUGGAAGAGUGCAGGCAUGAGAAUACUAGAUGGUUCUGAAAGGCAAUGGUAAUGUGUGGCUGGUGGUGCCAAGGUGGGCAAAAGCCAUUUGUCCUACGAGAUUUCCCAAAUGACUAGGACUGUCCUGCCACCAUGAAUUCAGUCAGUGUGACUAAUCCGGUCAGACAGACUGAUGGGGAAACAGAGUUCAGACAGACCCAGGUAUGCAGAAAUUGAAUAUAUGGUACAAAGGAGUAUUUAAAGUGUUGGGGUUAGAUGGAUUAUUUAAUAAAUAGAACUUUGAGACAACUAGCUGUUAGAUCUCUACCUCAGUUUCUGCAAAAACUAGGUCUAGAAGGAAAAAAAGCAAAAUUAAAUGACAAAAUUAUUCAAAAAAAUAUAUUUUUAUACCUCUGAUGUGGGAAAGUCUUUUCUAAACAUAACAUGAAACCUAAAAGAUGUAAUAGGGAAAAGAUAAACAGGUUUUUGCCACAAAAAAUAUUAAAAAUGUGCUCUGGGAAACAUCAAGGUUAAAACACAGAUGUGAGAUGGGGAGAAAAUGUUUGCAGAAAGUAUAGCCACUUGGGUGAAAAACUUGCUUUGAGUCCUCAGAGAACAUCUGCCAAGCAUACAUGAAGAUUCCAUAGUGACAGGGCUGAGUUCCUGUAGGUCCUUCAGAGCCUGUGCAGCCAGCGUCAGGCCACAGCUCGUGGAAUCCUUUUAAUGUCAUGGUGGGAGAAAUAAGUUGAUCAUGUGAAGGGAGCACUUAGCACAGAGCCUAGGCCAUAGAGGGGCCUCCAAAGUAUGAGCUAUUACCAUGUUAGUAAAGGAUGCAAUGCGAAGCUACUCUAUUACAGCAGGUGUCAUUUGCUAGUAUAUGGAUUAUAAUCAAAUGAUAGGGGAGCAUCUGUGAACCCCUAGGAAAUUAGCAGAAUAAAAGAUAUUCUUUGGAGGCCUUA
Nannospalax galili (Upper Galilee mountains blind mole rat) is the source of this 5886-nucleotide messenger RNA. RefSeq names its product mannosidase alpha class 2A member 2 (gene Man2a2). Gene Ontology annotation, molecular function: alpha-mannosidase activity; carbohydrate binding. The record is from RefSeq and is a predicted model, not a curated record. Lineage: Eukaryota; Metazoa; Chordata; Mammalia; Rodentia; Spalacidae. Gene Ontology annotation, biological process: mannose metabolic process; protein deglycosylation; N-glycan processing. The coding region runs from base 9 to 3461 and encodes 1150 amino acids. The transcript is spliced from 22 exons. Gene Ontology annotation, cellular component: Golgi membrane.